AUGCUUGAGGAGGAAUAUGAGGCGCAAAACCACAGUAAGUUUGGUCUUGCACAAGUGAAAGUGAUGAUUCAUUUAUUGAAAGAAAAUAACUAUGAAGACCAUAGACUGACAUUUGGGAAACUAAAAGGCGAGGGGUGGAGUGGUGACUUAAGUCACAGGGUUAGGAAGGAACUGUUAAGGCGCGUCCGAUCAAAUUCAGACCGGUCAUUCCAACCAAUCGAACUCUCUCAUGCAAAUAAGCAGUACAGUACAGGUGGGGGAUUGGUUGCGCUACCUCUUACGUCAUCGGGGGCGCCACAAAGGUUACCUGAGCCGACCGGGGCUAGAAGUAAUAUAGACUCAGCGCGAAGCCGCGAUGAUCUCAGCGACAGUCUGUGCCUUCAGCUACGCCUGCGCACAAAGUCGCCAGCCUUGGGACUCCGGAGAGAGUCUGGCAGCUCCCCCGCCUUCCCCUCCCCUAUCGGGGGAAGAGGCGUGGCCCGGGCGCUGCGGGACCCACCCCAGACGGGGGGAGGCGCCGCGCUGGACGCCAGGCCCGGCCCAGCUCAGGGAGGAGGGGCUGCCCUGCCCGGCGGGGUCACCAUGCUGCGGGCCCUGCUGCGGCGCUGGGCGUCCUACAGGUACCGCUUCGUGCCCUGGAUCGCGCUGCACCUCCGUCACAAGCGCAGGACCAUCCGAUACGUACCAGAAAAGUCCAAAGACAAAAUUAUCUCUGAUGAAGAUGUCCUUGAAACACUGCUGAAAAUCUUUAAAGCUCUGUUCAUAAAUGACUUAAGUAGACAAAUGGACUUAUUUGCCUUACUUCCAGAAGUUAAAUCCAAAUAUCUGGAAUUACUGACUAUUCAGUAUAAGAGAUCAAAAACAACUGGUUACAACCAUCAAAGUCAAAAUAUCUUUAAUCCAGAAGUUGUUCUGUUUAAUACAUUAGGGUUCAGUAUUACUCGAGAUCGGAGUUCACUGAUUUCUGCUGGAACAGGAGUCUUUGUUACCAAAGGUUUUGUGCCAAAAGGGGCAGUUGUAUCUAUGUAUCCUGGUACAGUAUAUCAAAAGUAUGAGCCCAUCUUUUUCCAGUCCAUUGGCAAUCCAUUUAUUUUUAGAUGCAUAGAUGGUGUACUUAUUGAUGGGAAUGAUAAAGGAAUAUCAAAAGCCGUGUACAGAUCAUGCAGCAAGAGGGAUCAACUUGGUCCUUUUCAAAUGAGUGACGUCACUUGGCUCACACCUGCUGUGCUAAAUCCACUGGCAGUAGGGCAGUAUGUUAACAACUGUUCACACAGUAAGUUGGAAGACAAGGCAGCCAACGUCUGUUAUCAGGAGUUUGAUGUGCCUGAAUAUUUUCCAGUAGAACUGAAACAGUAUCUUCCAAAUAUCGCCUACAGCCAUGACAUGCCGAUCCCUUUGAGGUGUGUGGUUCUUGUUGCUCUCAGAGAGAUUAAGCAAGGGGAAGAGCUUUUUUCUAAUUACUACACCAUUGUCAACUGAAUCAAUGAAACCAUGGAUUAAAGAAUUCUUUGCCAUUAAGAUAUUUAUUGUGUGUACACUUGGCAUCUCUGUGUAAUGGAGAGCUGUGCUUUCCAAUAAAAAAUGGGCUACAAAGCUGUAUUUUCAUGUAAAUAUUACUUCAAUUUUGAUACAGUUGUGGAGGUUUGCAGCUGUUUAUGUCAUUAAGUUGACUGGUGCUAAUACUACUGCAAGUAUAAUUGGUUUUCAGCUAACUGCACAAUAGCUCAUUAAAUUAAAAUCUAGUUUCUGAAUAUGCUAGUUCAUCUGUUUUCUCUAUAUGCACAUCACUGUGAUCCAUUUUAAAUCUCAAACCCAUUCUGCUGUUCGUGCUAUAAUGGACAUAAUUUAUAUAAAACAUCUCCUUUCAGUAAA
Chelonoidis abingdonii (Abingdon island giant tortoise) is the source of this 1872-nucleotide messenger RNA. It is a transcript of the gene SETD9, whose product is annotated as SET domain containing 9. NCBI's taxonomy places the organism in Eukaryota, Metazoa, Chordata, Testudines, Testudinidae. Gene Ontology annotation, molecular function: protein binding. The record is from RefSeq and is a predicted model, not a curated record.